Messenger RNA from Candidozyma auris, 330 nucleotides. It is a transcript of the gene RPL42, whose product is annotated as 60S ribosomal protein eL42. Gene Ontology annotation, cellular component: cytosolic large ribosomal subunit; ribosome. Lineage: Eukaryota; Fungi; Ascomycota; Pichiomycetes; Serinales; Metschnikowiaceae. Gene Ontology annotation, molecular function: structural constituent of ribosome. The transcript has 3 exons. The coding region runs from base 1 to 330 and encodes 109 amino acids. Gene Ontology annotation, biological process: translation. The record is from RefSeq and is a predicted model, not a curated record.
AUGUUCACAAUGGUUAACGUCCCAAAAACCAGAAGAACCUACUGCAAGGGCAAGGACUGCAAGAAGCACACCCAGCACAAGGUCACCCAGUACAAGGCUGGUAAGGCUUCCUUGUUUGCCCAGGGUAAGAGAAGAUACGACCGUAAGCAGAGCGGUUACGGUGGUCAGACCAAGCCAGUUUUCCACAAGAAGGCUAAGACCACCAAGAAGGUUGUCUUGAGAUUGGAGUGUGUUGUCUGCAAGACCAAGGCCCAGUUGGCUUUGAAGAGAUGUAAGCACUUUGAGUUGGGUGGUGACAAGAAGCAGAAGGGCCAGGCCUUGCAGUUCUAA